CCUGCACGAUGCUGAGCUCAGGUCUUCCUCCCGUUCUCCUGGUGCUCUCAGUGCUGGAGCUGAGCUGGUCCCUGAGUGAUGAAGAAAAGAAAAUCAUCUUGGAUGAGCAUAAUAGAUAUCGCUCCCAGGUCUCUCCUCCUGCCAAGGCUAUGAUGAAGAUGACCUGGGACAAGGAGCUGGAGGUCCUUGCUCAAUCCUAUGCAGAGAAGUGCAUCUGGGAUCACAACAAGGAGAGAGGCCGACGGGGAGAAAACCUCUUUGCUAUGGCCCCAACCCUGGAACUAGAAUUUGCUGUGGAAGACUGGAAUGGGGAGGAGAAAUUCUACAACUUGACAACAUCCACGUGUGUCCCCGGGCAGAUGUGUGGUCACUACACCCAGGUGGUCUGGUCAAACACACAUCAGAUUGGCUGCGGGGCACAUUUUUGUGAGAAGAUCGAUGGAAUUGAAACAGAGAACAUGCACCUACUUGUUUGCAACUAUUAUCCCCCGGGUAACAUGAAAGGCAAAAAGCCCUACACGGAAGGACCCUCGUGUGAAACGUGUCCCACGGGCACAGUCUGUGUGAACAACCUGUGUGCAGGUGCCCUGGACACAGAAGAACUGGAGACAAACUCGGACCAGACAAGUGUGGAUCCACCCAAAGGUGGAGCCCCCAGUACCUGCUUGGGGCUUUCGCUCUUCCUCCUCCCCAGUGCCAUCCUGGUGGGCCUUCUGCUCUGAAGGGUCUUCCUCAGCUGUCCCUGCACCCCUCACCAAGGCUUUUGUCAGCACUGGUUAUUCCACAGCCCUGGUAGGCUCAGGAGACUCCUUGGACAAUUCACACGCUCCCUCCUUACGCUGCCUUCUCUGCUGCAGCCCCGGCGAGCCAAGGGCAGCUGGCAGUCCCAGGGGAACUUUGUCCCCUUCCUGAGGAGACCUGAGGGCAGGAGGGUGUUUGCCAUAAUGCUGGUGACCUUGGACGCUUCUCCUUUUUCCUGGCUUCUGUUCCAUUUCCAGGCUGGAAGUGUUGAGCUCUCCCACGCACCCACAAACCCGUCUGGCUGGCAGGCCCUGCCACAGCGUGACCCUGGGGACAGAGGGUGACUUGGGGACAAUGAGACAUGGUGGUUGGCUUUGGUGUUUGUAGAUGAGACAUGGUGGUUGGCUCUGGUGUUUGUCAGGAUGAGUUUCCAGCAGAAAUGCUCUUUUCCUUUCCAAUGUGUUUCAGUUUUGGACAUAUGUUAUCUCUUUCCUUUUUCGUCUAAAUAGAGUGGCUUUUUUGAGGAUUUCUGUUUCCCCCUGGUUGUGGUGUAGCUCUGGCCAGUACUACCCAGCUGAUCCCCCCUCUCCUCCUCACACUCUGCAGCCCUUGCCUCCUCCCUCUCUUCUCCUCCCUCUCUUGCUGUCUGGCACAUGUCUCAUUCCUCCCCCCGUUACUCCAAUGCCACAGAUUUAUUUUACACGUGUGCCUGCACCUGUGUGCACGCACAGAAGAGAAACCUUCAGAGCUGAGAGAGGCCACCAGCUCCUUCAUGUAGCUUUUAUCUGCAUGGCUUCAUUCUUUGCAUAAUUUCUGUGUAUUUGAAUUAGGAUACAGAUUCCUCUUGACACGUAACUUGUGCGUGUGCGGUCAAGGAGAACAAGUCCCCACAUGUGUUGGUACAAUUGGAGCUCCAGACAUACAAGUGACAUUGUUAGAAGUUAUUGGUGGCUCCUGGGCUUGUUGCAGUAGCACUGACAUUGUCUGGGCCACUGUGUUUUGUUACCCCACAUCUCUCCUCCCUUCACCUGAGGAUUCCCAGUCUGGUGCGUUAAAUAUGUGACAAGUUUUGCAGACAGGUGGAAGGAAGACAACAGCCCCCUCUCUGGUCAUUGCAACUUUUCAUUUCUUACGGAUGAGGUGGAGGAUAACCUGCAGGCCAUUAUUCAGAUCCUCCACUGCUGCUCUGUCCUGUGCAUCCCCAGAGCAUGCACUGAAUAAAUCCUGUUGUGAAAAUCUGUUCGCUGUCUCUCUGGGGAAUCUGGACACCUGGGAGCAACUUAUUAUACCUGUAAAAUGCUCUUAAUUAUGUGCUUACCUGGAACUGAUAAAAGACAGCAUGACUUCCGUGGGUCCUGAACAGGAUUUUUGGCUUUCCAAAAGCAUCCAUGUGCUGCUUUUUGUAAGGGUGUAACUUAAUGUUUUUAAACUUGUGUAAAAGCAGCAGGAGGCUAUGGGGAUUGAGGAUGACAAAGGGAAUUUUUCUUGAGCAUCCAGCUGAGUGUAAAGUAAAAAUGUGUCCUCAUCAGGAAUUCUAGGGCAAGGGAAGCAAGAGAA
Messenger RNA from Pseudopodoces humilis (Tibetan ground-tit), 2298 nucleotides. Its product is annotated as peptidase inhibitor 16. NCBI's taxonomy places the organism in Eukaryota, Metazoa, Chordata, Aves, Passeriformes, Paridae. The record is from RefSeq and is a predicted model, not a curated record. Gene Ontology annotation, cellular component: extracellular region.